Molecule: messenger RNA, 2731 nt
Organism: Dendrobium catenatum
Lineage: Eukaryota; Viridiplantae; Streptophyta; Magnoliopsida; Asparagales; Orchidaceae
Exons: 9
Coding region: 309-2540 (743 amino acids)
Cellular component (GO): Ino80 complex
Source: RefSeq, a predicted model, not a curated record
UGCGAGUUCGUCCGAAACAACCCCUAAUUUCCGAAUUCCGAAGCUACAAUUCUAUCGCCAUUGCUUCGCUCGCAAGACCUUUGGAAAUCCCCAAAGCCAAAGGUGCGGAGACCUGAAACUCUGAUCGCAAAGAAUUCUCCUUUUCUCUGCUGCAUCUGUCAGAAUAUCCCAAAUUUCCCGAGCUUCCUCUCCUCGAAUGCGUGAGGCAUGGUUUUCUACCGGACAAAAAUGCAUGGGUUGCAGUAGCAGCCAAGAACCAGAUAGCUGAGCUCUGCUCUUCUGGCGAUUAACAUUUUUUGUACUGAUAAAUGGCUGCUGGUCAACAAAGGAAGCGCUUUGCUAGUUCCAAUUUGCACGAACUAAAGGGAAAGAAGAAAAAGAGGCUCGACUCAUCAGAUUAUAUUUUGAACUUGAGAUCACAUGUACAUUUACAAUGGGAUGAGGUUCAAAAGAGAGUAGUGGCAAAAAGGGAGCAAAUUGGGAUAACAUGGAAAGACUUGUCUCCCUAUGUUGAUUCCGUGCCUAAGAUUCAUUCCGGUUUAGCUGAUGUCUUUUCUUUCCCAAAAGAAGUAUUCGAUUUGGAUAAUCUAAUGGAGGUGCUUUCUCAUGAGGUCUGGUUGACUUGUCUGUCAGUGUCUGAAAGAAAGCUUCUCAUGCAGUUCCUUCCUAGUUGCGCUUUUCCUGAAGAAGCAGUUCAGUCAUUGCUUACUGGGGAAAACCUUCAUUUUGGAAAUCCUUUCCUUAAAUGGUCUACCUUACUUUGCUCCAGUGAUCUACAUCCUGAUGUUCUUCUUCAGAAGGAACGACACACCAGAGUCAGUAAGAAACAAUAUAACUUGGAGAUAAAUAAGUACCAUACUAACAUGGUUGCGGUGCUCAGGAUGUUGAAGGAGAAAUCAGAAACUUGUGAGGAUCCAGAGAAGUUGUGGAGGAAGCUGUCCACUCUGAAUGACAGCAGCGAGGGUUCAGAAAAGCCUCAUGAUUAUUUCAUACAGAAGGAAGAACUGCCACUGAAAAUAUCUAAUCGCUAUGUGGAUGAGGCUAAAUAUAUGUCUUAUAUCAAGGUAAAUAAGAAGCAAUUCAAAAUGCUAAAAGAGCUAAAACAUUCUGGUGAUCACAUUCAGUCCAAAUCCGUUAGCCAUGUGCUUGGUGACAUCAAAAACUUUCAUGUAUAUCCAUAUAAAUUGUAUGAGGAUGAGGAAAAUAAUAGGCUUCGAGAACAUUGGAUGCAGGUGGCUAAAGAUACCCAUGCAGCUUUUGAAAAGUACAAUAAGAGGAAGUUCCUGAAAAUGCACCGGAUGGAAUGUUUGGAGAAAGAACUUGCUGAAUCAAGAGCAUUGCUUCAUGAAAAGGCUGAGGAAUCAGUUCUGGGGAACUCACCUGGUCAUUCCAUUGUUUCAACUGAUGAAGAAGAUUCUCGUUCCCGUUCUGUCUCUGCUCAUGAUCAUACGUUGGAGCGAAUACCUUCUCUCAACAGUGUUCGAGAGCUCAACCCUUCCAUUUCGGAUCAAGAAACAAGAAAUGAAAAUACACUGAAACCUGCAAAAAAUACACUUUCUCCCUCACAAUCUGUUGAUAAAAUGGAUUCCAGUCAGAUGGUCGAGGAACUAAAAGCUCUCAUCUCACCAUUGAAGAGCACCUGGAUUUCUACUAAUUGUGAGGAUUCAAACUAUCAGAAACCUUCACAAACCCAUUUGUUUGCAUCUUCUGAUGUACCGCUCAACCAAUGCCAACAUUUUCAAGUUCAAGCAACACCGAUAAUCAAUUUGGAAAGAGAAAGCAUGGAGCAGGUUGCUGGGCGGCUUCUUCCCUCAUCUUUUAGUGUCGAAACUACUUCACAAUUGUUCGGUUCUUAUAUCCAAAGCCAUGAUGAGGUGAUUCCAACUUUUCCAAUGGCAUCAGAUAUACUUUCAUCACACAUGAAUGAUUUGAGCCAACCCGGACUACAGUUAUUGAUGAAUGAUGGAAACUUGCGAGAAAUCGAUCGGUUCCCUCUUCUUGAGGAUAACCACGAACCCAUCAAUGAAAGACAUUCUUGUGAGAAAGAACUUUACCUGCAAAACAUGAUUGACAAGAACUUCUGCAACAAGAUCAGGUAUGAAAAUCAGCUAGGAUACUAUCCAUCAUCGAGUUCAAGGUGUACUUUGCAAUCCUGUGUCACUGAUAGAUUAGGGAGGCAAAAUUUGUUUCCUAAUGAACAUCAGCCACAUAAUGUUUGGUCUGGAAUUGAUUCUUCUGGAAAUGGAGUUCAAAGUGGCAGUGGUGAUGGGAGUCUCUACAGUGUCUUGCCUGAAUUCAGAAAUUUGCCUUUCCGAUUGUCUUUCGACGCCGCUGGUUCGGACCAACUGUUGCGGCCUCCAAACUAUAUUGGUAUGAGCAUGGCUGAACCAUUCAUCCCAACUCAAGUGAGUAGCUCUACAGGUCUUACCUCUGCUCCAAUUCCUUCAGUAGACUUGAUGCGUAUUAAUUACACCCAUCAGAACCCCCCAACUCUUCAAGAAUCUGCCAUGAAGCCAUUUAUGAGGCAUUGGCACCAAUAGCAAAAUCUCAUUUUAGGCUGGAACUCAUCUCUUCACAGGCAAUGCUUAAGGGGGAGUCUGAUGAUUGACAAGCCCUUGGAAGCAAAGCUUAUGAAUGUGCAUAAAUUUAUGAACAAGUGUAUUUAUACAAAUUUUAUUUAUUUUUCCUCUUGAAAGGAUAUUUUGUUAGUGAAAGUUUUUCUUUCUUUUUA